Molecule: messenger RNA, 486 nt
Organism: [Torrubiella] hemipterigena
Lineage: Eukaryota; Fungi; Ascomycota; Sordariomycetes; Hypocreales; Clavicipitaceae
Source: the annotation of a GenBank genome assembly
AUGAAAGCCACCUUUUUCGUUGCCGCCGCCGUCCUCGGCCUUGCCUCUGCCGGCGAGCUCAAGAUUGACGUCACCCGCAAGGUCAAGUGCGAGCGCAAGACCAAGGCUGGGGAUUCCGUGGCCAUGCACUACAGAGGAACGCUGCAGGACACCGGCAAGCAGUUUGAUGCCAGCUACGACCGCGGCCAGCCCUUCCGCUUCAACCUUGGCAGCGGCCAGGUCAUCAAGGGUUGGGACCAGGGUCUCCUUGACAUGUGCAUUGGCGAGAAGCGCACCCUGACCAUUCCCCCUGAGUUUGGCUACGGCGAGCGUGGCAUUGGCCCCAUCCCCGGCGGCGCCACUCUCGUCUUCGAGACUGAGCUCCUCUCCAUUGAUGGUGUUGAGACUCCCGAGAAGAUUGAGGAAGUCGAGGACGAGGCUAAGGAGGCCGAGGAUGUUCCCGCCGAGGAGACCAAGGAGGAGGAAGAGGGCAAGUCUGAGCUGUAA